AAGAAAGUAACUCAUUAAUCACAGUAAACAAUUCAGUAGUAUACAUGUGGACUGUGGAACAAGUCCACAAGCAAACGAUUGGAAGAGUAGACAGUUUCACCUGCUUCGUCGUCGUUAUCUCUAUCCUCUUUUUCCUAAUCUCACUCACAUUCACAAAAACCCCAUGUUCCUGUAUGGAAUCCGAGAAGAAAAACCCAAGUUUUUAAAUUGAAUUAAUAAGUUGAUAGCUCAAAAAAAGAGGAUAAAUUAAAGUUUCGGUGUGAAUUGUGAACCCCAUUUGGUUCAAAAAGGGGAAAAAUUGAUUCUUUUCAUAGACCCAAUUCACGGAAUUCAAGAAUUAACUAUUGUGUUUGAUUUGGGGAAAAAUGGAAGGGUUUAAUCAAGAACGGCGGAUGAACGCCGCGGCGACGGCGAUGGCGGAGGAGGUGGUGGAGGAGGAGGUAGAGGAGGAGAGUAGUGAUGAUUGUAGUUCGGAGGAUGAAGGUACUGACGAUUAUCGGAGGGGAGGUUACCAUGCUGUUCGUAUAGGUGAUAGUUUUAAUGGAGGUAGAUAUGUGAUUCAGAGUAAGCUUGGUUGGGGUCAUUUCUCUACUGUUUGGUUAGCGUGGGAUACUCUCAUGUCUCAAUUUGUAGCAUUGAAAGUACAAAAGAGUGCGCAGCAUUACACAGAAGCAGCAAUGGACGAGAUCACAAUUCUAAAACAGAUUGCAGAAUGCGAUCCGGAUGAUAAAAAAUGUGUUGUGAAGUUACUGGAUAAUUUUAAGCACUCAGGUCCAAAUGGUCAACAUGUGUGUAUGGUUUUUGAGUAUUUGGGUGACAAUCUCUUGACACUUCUUAAAUAUACUGAUUAUCGCGGACUGCCUAUUCAUAUGGUUAAAGAGCUCUGUUAUCAUGUUCUAGUGGGAUUGGAUUAUUUGCAUAGACAGCUUUCUAUCAUACACACCGAUUUGAAACCCGAGAACGUACUGCUCGAUUCCACAAUUGAUCCAUCUAAGGAUCCCCGAAAAUCUGGAAGACCUCUUAUACUUCCUAGUCCUAAGGAUAAAACCACGCUCGAUGGCGGGGCUGUGAAGGGCUAUGUAACAUCAAAUGGAAAUUUGACUAAGAACCAUAAUAAGAAGAUUAGACGAAAGGCCAAACAAGCAGCUCAAUGUUAUGUGGGAAAAGAAGCUUCACUCGGUACUAAGGCUGGACAAGAUAGCUCAGCUUCUGCGGAGUCAUCUGUCAAUGCAAAAUCCAAUUCGGACAUGUUGAAUAGUGCUAAUAGAAUGUCAAAUGCUGACGCUGCAACAGGCAGCGGGAAAGAAUAUGAGGUUCCUAAGAGAGGCAGCCGUUCUACAAGAAGGAAGCUGUUGGAGGCGGUCGACCUAAAGUGCAAAGUCGUUGACUUUGGCAGUGCUUGUUGGACUUACAAACAGUUCACGGAUGAUAUUCAAACUAGACAGUACAGGUGUCCUGAAGUUAUCCUUGGAUCAAAGUAUUCAACCUCAGCAGAUCUUUGGUCCUUCGCUUGCAUUUGUUUUGAGCUUGCAACUGGCGACGUGUUAUUUGAUCCUCACAGUGGUGAUAACUUUGACAGAGAUGAGGUAAAGGAUCACUUAGCACUAAUGAUGGAGCUUCUGGGAAUGAUGCCACGAAAAAUUGCCUUGGGUGGUCGUUAUUCACGUGAUUUAUUCAAUAGACAUGGUGAUUUGAGGCACAUUAGACGGUUGCGCUUUUGGCCCUUAAAGAAGGUUCUAAUAGAGAAGUAUGAAUUCAGCGAGCAAGACGCAAAGGACUUGUCUGAUUUUCUGGCCCCAAUACUUGAUUUUGUCCCAGAGAAACGUCCUACUGCAGCUCAGUGCCUUCUUCAUCCGUGGAUCAAUACUGGUCCGCGCCUUUUGGAACCUUCCUCGACUGAUACACAAUCUAAAGCCACCGAUGCUCUAAAGUCUGAGCAAACCAAGAAACAGAACGAAGAAGAGAGGGAGGCGAUGGAGGUUGGAAUUGGGAAAAUAGCUCUCAACAAGAACAUAAAAAAUUUCAGAAGUUACUCUGUCAAAUUCUGAUGGUUUAACCUAUGUUGCUCGGACUUUCAAGAUUGCCAACAGGUGCAUUUUUGGAGGAUCCAACACUGACGCGACGACAUUUUUAGAGAGUCCAAGCAAACAUAGGUUUUAACCACUUCAUCUCAAAUAGACGUCCAAUCUAUACCACCGUAGUAUGAACAUGCCAUUACAUCAUCUUUCUCCAAGAUGAUGUUUAAUGGCGUGUUCUACGAUUAAAUAGCAUAGGGAACCGUGUAACUCUUCUUGCCAAAAACAAGGGACCUACUACUCAUCCUAGGAGUUAUCAGGUACUAUAAAAGAGUCCCCUCUCUUUUUGUCUCUCCGAGUUUCUACUAUUAAAUAGCACUUCAGCUAUUCAAUCAUCUGCUCGUUGAACGAAUCCCAUGGUUUCACUAUGAGGAUGUUACUAGAUAAUUGUGAAAGUGAAAAGGUGUGUGUGGGGACCAAUAUAAAAGAGUCUCCCCUCUGUGUCUCUUCAAGUUUCUACUACUAAGUAGCACUUCUGCUAUUCAAUCUUCUUCUUGUUGAACGAAUCUCGUUGUUUCACAAUGAGGAUGUUACUAGGUGAAUGUGGAAGUGAAAGGGUGUGUGUUUGUGUGGACCAAUAUAACGUGUCCCCUCUUUGUGUGCCUCUUCGAGUUUCUCCUACUAAGUAGCAAUUCUGCUAUUCAAUCAUCAUGUCGUUGAACGAACCCCAUGGUUCCAUAAUGAGGAUACUACUAAGUAGCACUUCUGCCAUUCAAUCAUCUUCUUGUUGAGUGAAUGCCAUGGUUCCACAAUGAGUAUGCUAUUAGGUAAAUGUGAGAGUGAAAAGGUGUCUGCGGGGACCAAAUAUACGAGCUGCUCCAGAACAAGCAUGCAAAGGACACUGCAGAUUUUCGCGGUCCUGACCGUUUCUUAAAGCUGAAAGCAAUUUAUGAAUUCAUUAGACAAUGUACAGGUAAGGAGACAACUAUAGCACACACUUAGCUCUUCAAUCCUUGUUAUGUCUACAUAAAAUUCAUAAUGAUUUCGAUACGAUGCUUAUCGUGAGCAUUUUAAUAUAAAGUCUAUUUGUUCACACCUA
Solanum dulcamara is the source of this 3114-nucleotide messenger RNA. RefSeq lists its product as uncharacterized. NCBI's taxonomy places the organism in Eukaryota, Viridiplantae, Streptophyta, Magnoliopsida, Solanales, Solanaceae. Gene Ontology annotation, biological process: spliceosomal complex assembly; protein phosphorylation; regulation of mRNA processing. The transcript is spliced from 4 exons. Bases 366 to 2048 code for a protein of 560 amino acids. Gene Ontology annotation, molecular function: protein kinase activity; ATP binding. The record is from RefSeq and is a predicted model, not a curated record.